AUGAUCCCCCCUUUUUUUCUCGAUAAUUAUUUCGGACAUCUUUUGUUUAUUUGUCUUAAAAGCAUUGGUUUUAUUGGUGAUUGGGUAGACCGAUUUGUUUUUGAUGCUGUAACGUCCAUGAAGAAUGUAGCACUCACCAGCAUUAUCUUAGUUUAUCAUGCUAUAACUUGUGACGUUUUCGCGAAUAAUUAUGUUCUGCUUUCUAGUUUCGAUAAGCUGUGCAAGGAACGGAAUGACAAAGGAUUUGUCGCUAAUUAUGUAGUGGAUGAUAUUACAAUCCGUGAACAGUUAGUGUUAUCGUGGCCUGGGGAUUUAAAUACGUCUUCGUUUUAUAAUCCUCCAAGGAAUCCGAAAUUUGCAUUGUGUCCUGGAUUAGUCAUUCAUCCUUCUGGUCGUUUUGUAAAAAGAUCAUUUCCAGAAGGUCUAGCUCUCUUUUGGCUAUUAAGAGCUAAUAUCCACUUUACUUGUCCUAAAAAUGCCCAUUUGUCUGAAUCCUUUUAUCUUCAAUUGGAACAAUGGAUUGAAUCGUUGGAGUGGAACACAAAACACCGGCGACAAGAUGCCUUAAAGGAUCAAGAUGGUGAUAAUAUAGAUUCAACUAGUAUCGGAGAAGCACCUGAUGAAAUCUUACUGAUCAACUGCUCGAGUUCUUACAUUGGUCAGUCUAACCAUUGGAGUUUAUCUGGAUAUUUACGAAGGAUUCGCAUUACUUGGAAGCUGAGAAAUGAAACAGAAGUUACAGAUCUUACGACAAUUACAAAUACAUCACUGUCGAGUACUUCUUCCUCUUCUGUUAUAUUUUCGAAUACAAGUUUCAGUGACUCUUCAUUGUCAUCAACAUCCCACAUAAACAACCUGAAUAAUCAACAUUUUCUUUCCAGAUCAGGCAUUAAAUUUCUUGUGCGUAUCUCUUCACAUAUGCUGUUUGUAGGAAAUUUCUCUAUGGAACGCCAGAAAGCAUUAUGUGAAUUUUUCUCUGGAUUUUGGUGUCUUCAAUCUUUAUCUACUUCUAAUACUACGUCAACUAAUCAUCAUCACCAGGACAACCAAAGUAGUCUUAUAUCAUCGUCUACGUCAAUGUCGUCCUCACCACUAACACCAUUACCGAAUCAAUCUAAUAUCUUAUCAAGUAAACAUCCUAUUUGUGUUCAAGCUACAAUGCUGUGUGAUAGCCUUCCAGAUUGUGAUUUGAGAGUGCCUAUGAAUGAAGUUAAUUUAUCACAGGAUGAAGCAAAUUGUAAUAUGAUCCCAUCAAAUUAUUCCCUGAAAACAUCUAAAUUAUCUAAAGACGAUCAUUGGAUGUCUAAAUUACCAUGGAUAGUUCUUGCACCGGUACCUGCUAUAUUAAUCUGUGCUCUAAUACGUAUCUGUUCACAGAAACGUCAAUUAGACAUGAUUGAAGAUAAUAAUAAUAAUAAUCAUUAUAAUUUUAAUAUAAAUAAUCUUAAUGAAUGUUCAACAGUAAUAUCCAGUUCCACAACAACAACUACAAAUCAUUGUGAUAAAUGUUUACAUAUGCAAUACAAAAAAUUACCUAGUAAUUAUUUUAUAAUUAAACGUAAAUUACACAAUUAUCGAGGAAGUAUACCGGGACUAUUGAAUCGAAUAAAUAAAUUAUCUAGUGUUACUGAAGUUGAUGAUGAAAUUGAUCCCAGUAUAGAUCAACAAGUGAAUAUAUUGAAAAUGAAACCAUUGAAUAACACUAGUACUACUACUACUAAUAAUAAUAAUGUUAAAACAAAAUUGGCAAAUAAUUCAAAUCAUUGUGAUAAUUCAUUACAACAUUGUUAUUCCUUACCUGAAUUUACUAUAAAACAUGAUGAUAACGAUGACGAUGAUGAUACUGAUGGUGAUGAUAAAUUCAAUAGUGAUUUGAUGUGUUAUAGUGUUAACAAUGUGAUUAUUUCCAAUCGAAAUUUUCAUGCAAUCAGUACUUGUUCAAGUCGUGAAGCAAGUUUCGAUGAUGAUGAUGAUAAUGAUGACAAGCUUAAUAUCAAUCAACAUCUUAUUACACAUUAUCAAUCGAUAGAAACAUUUAAUAAAAGUAAAAGUUGUGAUAGUCUACAUGAAAUAAGUACAAAAAAUGAAAGAAUGAAUUAUUUAUCGAUUUCUCCUUGUUCUUCCACUUCAUCAUCAAUAGAUCGUAAUAAUGAUGAGAAUAAAAGGAAUCAUGUAAUUUUAUCUGAUUCCCCCAGUGACAACAAUAGUCAAUUCAUCAUACAAAAAUUUCCUAAAACAAUCAUAAUAUCCAAUCAAUAUUCUAAUAAUAAUGAAUCAUUAUCACAUUUCAAAUUGAAUAUGAGCGCUCAAUAUAAUAAUCAAUAUCAUGAUGAUGAUGGUGGUGGUGGUGGUGCUGUAAUAGAAUAUGAUUAUUAUAAUCAAUAUCAAGCAAGAAAUCAUUCAUUAUCUGAUUCAACAAUAUGUAAUUCUCAACAGAAAUUCAAUGAUUCACCAUUGAAUUAUACUUCAUCUUUGAAUACAUUUGAUGAAAUACCAAGAAAACUUUCAACAUUGACAAAAUGUAUAAAGCAUAUUCAUCAAUUCAUGAAUUCUUCAUAUACACUUGGUAAUUAUUUAAAAAAUAAAUAUGUAUAUAAUAGUCAAACAAAAUUAUUAAUGAUGGAAUCGAAGUAUAAUAUAUAUCAUAAUAGAAAUGAUUGAUUUCCUAUAGCUAAUAUUCAACUCCCAUCUUUUAUGUCGAUAAAUGAAAAAAUACACUUCGAAACCAAACUUAUCUGCAUUUUUGUACUUAUUUUCGUGAUGUUUUGAGAAUCCUACUUUUUCUCAUUAACAACUACUGCUGAUGGGUAUAAUUAUUUCAUUGUUUUACCCUUUUUUUCGAUUAUACUCUUCAAUCUCACAGUAUUUUUACUUUAUAAAACUGAUUAUUUAACAAAUUUUGUUUGUUUUUUUCUUCCAAUCUUUAUUUCAAACAUUUCUAGACUCUGUUUUAUAUUAGACCUUAUGAUCAAAUUAAAUAUAAAAUUGCAUUUAGUUCUAUUCUCAUCAUCUACACAAUUCUUCUCAAUGUAUUUUUUUCAAGUUUCUAUUGUUGUUGUCGUUGUUUUUGUUUCUUUUCUUUUUCUGUAUUUUUGUUUACAUGUUUAUCCUGAAUCAUUCAUAUUUUACUGAUUUUCUACUUUUAUACAUAGAGAUACAUACAUAAUAUAUAUGCACAUACAGACACACACACACACAUACAACAUGGUUCUUUUCUCUAAUUUUGUUAUUGUAUUAUAUGAUUGAUUUCACUGAUAUCGUUAAGUGUAUAUUCUCUUGUUACUAGUUAAUAAAUAUGUUCUGUUGUUGUUUUUUUUGCUUUGAAAUGUUCCACACACAAAAAAUAUUUUGCAUGAUUAACAUUCAGUAUUAUUUUGUCUAUGAAAUUGGUUUUAGAAACAAACAAAACAAUGUGUGUAUCUUAUAUUUUAUUUACUCCCCUAUAUACAUACAAAUUCUAAUCGA
This is a messenger RNA of Schistosoma guineensis, 3465 nucleotides long. Lineage: Eukaryota; Metazoa; Platyhelminthes; Trematoda; Strigeidida; Schistosomatidae. The record is from the annotation of a GenBank genome assembly.